GAUUAUUGUCAAAAAAAAGUUGGUGUGUGUUUUUUUUUUGUGAAAGCUGAAUGAUUUUAACUAAAACACGCCCUAAAUGACAGACUGUGUGAAAUUUAUUUGUCUGUGAUAGUUUAAUUAUGUCUAGAGCAAAGCUGGCCAGAAGUGUUGUCGAUACUUGCGCAGAUUGCGGAGCAUUUGAUCCUACCUGGGCCUCCAUUAAUAAAGGGAUCCUCAUUUGUGAUGAAUGCUGCAGUGUACAUAGAACGCUUGGCAGACACGUCUCCCAUGUCAAGUCAUUGCGAAAGGGAACAUGGAUUCCUGCCCAACUAGCUAUGGUUCAUGCCCUUCACAGCAAUGGAGCUAAUAGUAUAUGGGAGCAUUCAUUGCUCGAUCCCACUAACAGCAAGUCAGUGAGAAAGAAGCCACAGGCCAAAGAUCCUGUCAAACCAACAAAGGCAGACUUUAUUAGAACCAAACAUCAGUUACUUGGUUUUGUAUUCAGAGGAGGAAACAAAGAAGAUAAGGACAGCGGUGAUUUACAAGAUGGAGAUGUAUCAAAGCAACUCCAUUCUAGCGUCAGAACAGCUAAUUUGGAAACCAGCUUGCGAUUGUUGUCUUGUGGGGCAGAUCCCAAUUACCUCCAUCAGGAAAAAGGAACAUGCCCCUUGCAUGUAGCAGCUGGUGCUGGCCAAGCAUCACAGGUAGAAUUACUCCUAAUAUAUGGCGCCGAUCCCGGAGGUUUGGACUCGUUUAACAAGACUCCUGCCGAUCACUCGAGUGAAGCGGGGUACAAGGAUAUUUCUCAUCGUCUGGUAGAAAGUCAGUUCGAGUUGACUGACCGCAUCAGUUACUAUCUGUGCGAACGAAAGCCAGAUCAUUCAUCUGGUCAGCAUUUUCUUAUUCCCGAAAUGGCGGAUUCCAUUGACAGUAACUCUGAAGUAGCUAAAGCUGCAAAGCGUAAACUCCAAAUGCUACCAAACUAUUUGUUCGAAGAGAUGGCCAUGGAUGCCUACGAUGAAGUCGAUCGAAGAGAAACGGAGCAAUAUUGGCUGUCGCUUCAAGGACCAGUUCUUCUGCAGACGGUUGAUCGGAGCCACAGCGUUCCCUUUUUGCCUGUUAACGCAGAGCUAUCACCUACACGAAAUCAGGCCCGCCAGAAACUUGGCCGACUUAACGCCCGUGAGUUUGCCACGUUGUUGAUUGAUUUACUAUCGGAGGCGAAAAGGAGACAGCAAGGGGGGAUGGUUUUCUCCCUCAAAGAUAUACAACCCAACAUGAAACUCGACGGCUCAGAUGAUGAGCCGCUUUACGACAGUGUUGCUUCCGAAGAAGAAUUUGUAUUAGCGGAGCAGCAGCAAAUCUUGGCCGAACAAAAAUUGGCCAACAGUAUUAAGGGACUCCAGGACUUGAAUCAACAAAAGAGUGGCGUCUCGGUGGAGGCAUACAUUGGCAUCAAAGAGCAGCUAUCCUUGAGCAACGUGAGAAUGCAGGAACUACUAGCCAGCAACACCAACAUGCAGACGCAAAUCGCCCAACUGCAAAACAUGGUCCAGACCCUGGUCCAGGAGAAUAACCAGUUGAAAACACAACCGGUUCCUGUGGUCGCUGGAGCAGCCCAGCCAGUCGCUCUCAACGGUCCAGCCACCUCGUCUUCAAAAAGCCUAGAAGAGCCAGUAACUUUGAGGGGUUCUAAAAUUCACGCCGCCCGCCAUUACAGCAUGUAUGAGCCAAGAGAAGGACCACGCUCCCCACAGCGAUCGACUCCCACGAAUAGCCCGGCUGCUGCUGCUUCUGCCGCCUCUGCUACCUCUUUACCAGUGCCAACUACCUCCGACGAGGUAGUCCGGCGAACAAAUAUUAUUACCAAGCGCAUCCAGGAAGUCUUUCACAAUGUUCAAAAUCGACGUCAUGAUCAAGUAGAGCCUUGUGCUCAACGGAUUGUUGAAGCCGUACAGUCCAUGGCUACCAUCGUCCCUCAGGGGUCGAGUGAAGAAGUGAAAACUUGCAUCAAUCAGCUGACAACGAGCGCUUUUCGGUUGCUGGCCGAGUGCCACGAAGCUGGAACUGUAGCCUCUUGCCCACCAGAUCAAGCCGUCACUCAGCGGAUCAUUCAAGGCGCUUACGACGUGGCCAAGGCCACUAAACAACUGGUCACGCUCUUCCAGUAGCACGUCUAUUUUUGCGUAUUUAUGUUUUUUGCCUAUCUAAAUAAUGCUAAGAAAAUAGUAAAAUGAAAUUGUUGAUUGAAUGAAAUCCUCUAAAUAAUUUAGCGUUUCAAACACAAGUGAUUGCCUAUUAUUUGACUAUAAAAUACUUUCUGUUCUAUUUCAAAACUAAAAGUGCCUCUUAUUGCAAUAAACAAGUCGAUGGAUC
Molecule: messenger RNA, 2355 nt
Organism: Daphnia pulicaria
Lineage: Eukaryota; Metazoa; Arthropoda; Branchiopoda; Diplostraca; Daphniidae
Gene: Git
Product: ARF GTPase-activating protein GIT2-like
Exons: 10
Coding region: 120-2150 (676 amino acids)
Biological process (GO): regulation of ARF protein signal transduction; brain development
Molecular function (GO): GTPase activator activity; protein binding
Source: RefSeq, a predicted model, not a curated record